Molecule: messenger RNA, 1442 nt
Organism: Macadamia integrifolia
Lineage: Eukaryota; Viridiplantae; Streptophyta; Magnoliopsida; Proteales; Proteaceae
Product: protein PMR5-like
Exons: 5
Coding region: 116-1042 (308 amino acids)
Cellular component (GO): Golgi apparatus
Molecular function (GO): O-acetyltransferase activity
Source: RefSeq, a predicted model, not a curated record
AAAUAAAGCAGAGACCACCCCGCUCUCUCCUCCCUUUUCUCUCUUUCUCUCUUUCUCUCUCUACCGUUCAAUCUCUGUUUCUCCUUUUUCUUCUCUGUCAUCUUUCUUUUCUCCAAUGGCUCUUCUUCCCUUUCCCCCAUCUUAUAAUGGAAUUGGGUCUUGUUUUAUGAUUCUGUGCUUGAUUUUGGUUGUUACCCAUACAGCUUCACCAGCUCUACUGGUGGGAUUGAAGAACCACCAUAUCACCCACCAUUUCAGGAAACCACAACCCAUCACAGCUAAUAAAACCACCUGCAACUUGUUCGUCGGGAGCUGGGUUCGUGAUGAUUCUUACCCGACUUACCAAUCCUCUUCAUGUCCUAUCAUCGACCCAGGUUUCAAUUGCCAGUUGAACGGUCGACCGGAUACAGAUUAUCUCAGAUAUCGAUGGAAACCCAUCAAUUGUGACCUCCCCAGGUUCGAUGGGGUUGAUUUUCUGAUGAAGAUGAGAGGGAAGACGGUGAUGUUCGUGGGUGAUUCACUGGGUCGCAACCAAUGGGAGUCUUUGAUUUGUAUGAUUUCACUUUCGGUGCCACAAUCACCUACCCAAUUGGUCAAGGCUGAUCCUCUGUACACGUUCAAGUUCUUAGAAUAUGGGGUGUCGGUGUUGUUCUAUAGAGCACCGUACCUGGUGGAUAUAGAUAUUAUGCAAGGGAAGCGAAUUCUGCGGUUGGACGACAUCUCAGGCAAUGCCAACGCUUGGAGAGGUGUUGAUGUCUUGUCUUUUAACUCUGGACACUGGUGGCUUCACAAGGGUUCACUUCAGGGGUGGGACUACAUGGAAUCAGGAGGGACAUUGUAUCAAGAUAUGGACCGGUCUGUGGCAUUUGAGAGGGGUUUGAGAACGUGGGCUAGCUGGGUUGACACUAAUAUUGAUCCGACAAAGACAAGUGUCUUCUUCCAGGGCAUCUCUCCUACACAUUACAAACUUAACCCUAAAAUGAAGAUUAUGUCUCCCUUUUCUUCAAAUGGAGCUUAUGCAAUACAAGUGGGCCAUGGAUAGGUGUUGUGAACGUAGGCCCACCAAGAAGACUGAUCAGAACCGUCAAGAUUCUCCUGCCUUUUUUAUAUUGAUCAAGCGGUUCACCCUACCCUACCAAAAGACUGACUGGUCUUUCAUAGUUGGUGCCUCGUGACAAGCAAUAAUUGGAAAGAAAGAAAAACUAACAGGUGGGGUCAUCAACAUUCACGUGACGUCGUGAAGUAUGUAAAUUCACCAAAAAAGAAUAUUCUUUUUUCCUCUUCUCUCCCUGUCUACCACGGUCUGUACUGAGGGUAAUCUUGUCAUUCUGACUUGUCUUGUGACCUAACAAACGCCAAUUAUUUUUGUCGGUGGUGGCAUUUAGUGGGCUUCCACUAUCAUGUGUUUUUUUCGGCGCCUAAUGGGACAUUUUUUGCUUUAA